CGACUCCCAUCCACUUUAAUGCAUGUAAUCACCUGUCUCUUCUGCUCUGCUUGCUUGCUCUCCUCUUCUUAUUAUAAAGGCAAGGUCCAUGUCCAUCUCCCUCGCCCUCGCCCUCUCUUUCUUGACAAAUCACAACAACUAGGGUAGGCAGAUGCUGAUGGGUUUCCCCGUCGGGUACUCGGAGGUGCCCAAGCUGUUGCUGCACCUCCUCGUCCUGCUCGGCCACCUGCGCCGCCUCUCCUCCUGCCUGCUCCGCCUCGCCGGCCUCGACGCCGGCUCCCACCAGCACUACUGCGACUGCGACGACGGCGCCGCGGCCCAGCGCCUCGAGGAGCACUCCCCGGCGGUGCGCUUCGACUCGCUCUCGCCGGCCGCGCUGCCGGACGACGGGUGCUGCGUCUGCCUGGGCGACUUCCACGCCGCCGCCGAGGUGCGCCGCGCGCGCGGGUGCCGCCACGUCUUCCACCGCGCCUGCCUCGACCGCUGGGCGGCGCACGGCCACCGCACCUGCCCGCUCUGCCGGACGCCCAUCCUGCCGCUGCCGCUGCCGCCGUCCUAGCCCAAUCACUCUCUUCUUUUCGAAAUCAAGUAAGCAUAGAUAGAGAGCGCUGCAUGGCUUGGUGUGAUUUUAAACAAGUAUAGACUAUAGAUAGAGAGAGGGGCUCAAACUCAAAGGCGCCUCGUGUAUUCUGCUUUGUUUCUGCUCUCCUCUCCAAGAUGCAUGCAACAUCAAGGGCCACAAGAAAGUGACAAAAGGUAGUAGAUGCUGAUAGAUAGACAUGUUUAUUUAGGUUAGGCAAGUAAAUACAAGACUAAGUAUAUCCGCUCAUUUUUCUUGUGUCCCCCCCCCCUCUCUUUUGGGGAUCUGGAGAUUAGGAAGGCCCUGUUUCUGUUUGUUAACGAUUUUGUGUGUUUUUACUCUUACUUACUUAUGUUGAGGAAUACAGAGGACAUUGAUGAUGGUUCACCUAAGCUUACUUGUAGACUUGUAUGUUGCAGUAGGCAAAUUCUAAUGCGUCUGCUAGCUUCAAACAAGCUUGGGUUUAGUCUUGAGACCCAACCCAAUGUAAAAGCAAAGCAUUUCUCUGCUUUACACAGUCCAAAGGCCCAAACCAAACGGACUAAUUUCUCUGCUUCACUGCUAGCCGCAUGGUGUGCGUGGGCCAACACACAGAGAAAACUACGGAGAGCUUUUCAAAAGAGAAAAAUACGGCACUAGUUUUUGAAGCCCAUUGGGCUUGACAAACCUUCCAGAACCCGCCUCGUGCGUGGCAGGAACAGGAGGUACUGGAGAACUGGUGUAAGGUUUCUUAGGGUGAAAUCUGCCCAUCAGAAUUUAAAUCCUCGAUUUGGUACAAGUGCUCACAUUUUUUUGAAUUUAUUUCAAAAUUUAGCUGGCAUUUUUAUUUCAGUGGUAGACGACGUGCUCGUUGAUAGCGUGAUGACUUCAUCGGUCCUCAUGAUCUGUCGAGAUGUUCAUAAAACUAAACUAGUAUAGGAUAUUCUUUUCCUCUCAAAUAAAAAGGAUAGGAUAUUCCUUCCUCGGAGCAGGACAACUGGACAAGAGGCAAGAGGGUGACUCCAAGUUGGUUGGCACUGCAGCAGCCGCAGCCGCAGCCGCCGCACGAUACGCCACGCCACAGAUGGCGGCCGGCAGCGGCAUGCCGUUGCCGGGAGCAGGCAGGCACACCACAAAACCGCACGGCGCGAGUACACACACACAGGAGGAACACGACAGACAUGGCGAGUGGCCGGCCGGCCAUGCGCUCCUCGCCACACAAGUGAACAACUCCAUCAUCAACAUCUUGCGUGCCAUCCGCCUCCUCAUUUCAUUCCUCUGCUUCUAAUUCUUCAAUCGGUUCUUCUUCUUAUCUUGUUAUCUUCACGUACGGAUGCCAUGCCCUGCCAAUGCCAUGCCAUCAUCUACCGGCAACCAACAAAGCCAGCGAAACCCUUAAUUAUUAGCUCCUCGUUAACGACGACAUUGCCUCCUGCAUCUGCGGCAUACCGUCGUCGAUCGAUGGCGGCGCCGGCGCCGCCCAUCAGCAAGCGCCUGAUGCGGUGCCGGUGCUGCGAGGACACGCUGGGCGUCCCGCUCCGCCGCGCCCAGCAGCAGCAGCAGCAGUUCCCGGAGCUGGUGCGGCUGCGUGAUGCGCCUCCGCCGCCGCGGCCCCGGCGCAUCGUGCUGGUGCGGCACGGCGAGAGCGAGGGCAACGUGGACGAGGCCGCCUACACGCGCGUCCCAGACCCGCGCAUCGGCCUCACAGCCAAGGGCCGCCGCGACGCCGAGCUCUGCGGCCGCCGCCUCCGGGACCUCUUCUCCUCCGGCUCCGACGACGACUGGAAGGUCUACUUCUACGUCUCCCCCUACCGCCGCACGCUGGAGACGCUGCGCGGCAUCGCCCACUCCCUCGAGCCCCACCGCAUCGCCGGCGUCCGGGAGGAGCCGCGCCUCCGCGAGCAGGACUUCGGCAACUUCCAGGACCGCGACCGGAUGCGCGUCGAGAAGGAGACCCGCCUCCGCUACGGCCGCUUCUUCUACCGCUUCCCCAACGGCGAGUCGGCCGCCGACGUCUACGACCGCAUCACCGGAUUCCGGGAGACGCUGCGCGCCGACAUCGACAUCGGCCGCUUCCAGCCGCCCGGGGAGCAGAGCCCCAACAUGAACGUCGUGCUCGUCUCCCACGGCCUCACGCUCCGCGUCUUCCUCAUGCGCUGGUACAAGUGGACGGUGCGCCAGUUCGAGAGCCUCGAGAACCUCGACAAUGGCGGCGCCCUCGUCAUGCAGACGGGGCAGGGCGGCAGGUACAGCCUCCUCGUCCACCACACCGCCGACGAGCUCAGGGCCUUCGGGCUCACCGACGAGAUGCUCGAGGACCAGAUGUGGCAGAAGACGGCAAAGCCAGGGGAGCUCAACUACACAUUCAUGACCAACGGCCAGUCAUUCUUCGAUCGAUUCACUACUACUACUAGUACCUACUAAUUAACCAAAUACUAACUAGUAGAUGUAUCCUGCUGGUCCUUGUUCAAAAAAAAAGGAUAUAUCCUGGCUAGUAGUACAGUACCAACAACUUAGCCUUUUUUUUGCUUGUACGUACGGAAGAUCAUCUUAAUUACUGAUUAAUUCA
Messenger RNA from Panicum virgatum (switchgrass), 3128 nucleotides. RefSeq names its product brassinosteroid-responsive RING protein 1-like. The record is from RefSeq and is a predicted model, not a curated record. Lineage: Eukaryota; Viridiplantae; Streptophyta; Magnoliopsida; Poales; Poaceae. The transcript has a single exon. Gene Ontology annotation, molecular function: ubiquitin protein ligase activity. Gene Ontology annotation, biological process: protein ubiquitination. Bases 152 to 559 code for a protein of 135 amino acids.